AUGGAUCGGAUCAAGGGCAAACGAGCGACCCGACGAGCCUUGCACACGCGUCUCCGUAACGAGGCAAGUCAACUCAUUCAAUCGAGUCAGUUUAGCGCCCCGGCGCUUCGAGUGCUACACGAUAGAUUAAAGAACUGCAACGACGGACUACGGGUGCUCAACGAACAGCUGGAGGAACACCUCACGGACGAGCAAGCUGCCGAGGACUACCUGUCGGUCUCGGAGUAUGAAGACAACGCGGCAGCAACGUUGUCCCUUCUUUCGUAUCACAUCGAACAACUUCAGCCUGAAACGACGGCGGACCGAGGCCUGCCGAUGCCCAACGACGUCGCAACCCCAGGUACGACUUCGGGAGAUCGUUCCAUCGGUGAUGCCUCAAGGCGGGUUGCCGGUGCUUCAAGACUACCGAAGCUUGACUUAGUUCACUUCAACGGAGCAGUGCUACAGUGGCAGCCGUUCUGGGAUGUAUUCAAGCAUGCCGUUCAUACAAACGCCGGUGUGACGAACGUCGACAGAUUCCACUACCUGAAAUCCCUUCUGGUUGGACCAGCGGCCAAAGCGAUCGAGGGAAUUCAGGUGACUGAUGCUUCAUAUGCCGAUGCCAUCGAAAUUCUAACCAACCGCUUCGGAAACACCCGGAUCAUCGAGCAGAAGUACUUGGAAAACCUCAGAACACUCAAGCCUGUACGAUGCUCCACUGACGUGACCGCCAUGAGGAAUCUCCUAGAUACGGUGACCAUACACGUGAGAGGUCUCAAGGCUCUUGGACGAUCGGAGCUUUCAUACGCUGCGAUGCUUGUCGAGAUUCUGACCAAGGUGAUCCCCAAUGACAUCGUGGUGGAACAUUACAAGCGACAGAGCUCACUGCGAAGGCCCAACGAGACUCAAUCGUCAGAAACGGAGCUACAGCAGCUGUUGGAUCAUCUACGGCUGGAGGUAGAAGCCCAGUCAACGAGAUCCGUCAAGCAACAGAUCCAGGCCAGUGGCAUCACUGUCCGGGAACACAAAACCCAGCCGAUCUGCUGA
Rhipicephalus sanguineus (brown dog tick) is the source of this 1026-nucleotide messenger RNA. RefSeq lists its product as uncharacterized. Bases 1 to 1026 code for a protein of 341 amino acids. The record is from RefSeq and is a predicted model, not a curated record. The transcript has 2 exons. Lineage: Eukaryota; Metazoa; Arthropoda; Arachnida; Ixodida; Ixodidae.